This is a messenger RNA of Saccoglossus kowalevskii, 2767 nucleotides long. RefSeq names its product monocarboxylate transporter 12-like. Gene Ontology annotation, biological process: transmembrane transport; monocarboxylic acid transport. The record is from RefSeq and is a predicted model, not a curated record. Lineage: Eukaryota; Metazoa; Hemichordata; Enteropneusta; Harrimaniidae. Gene Ontology annotation, molecular function: monocarboxylic acid transmembrane transporter activity.
CUGCAAUACUGUAGUGAUGGCUUGCUCGAGGUCUUUGUCCUAAAAUUUCUUAUCUUAAAAAAAAUAGCCAACAUUUUUAUCUGCGAUUUUUGGAUUGAUUUCAUUGCAGCCAGUCUGUCUAAUCUCACAUAGGCAGUGAUGGCUAAGUGCAAAAGACACCAUCAUGUUACGUACAAAGCCCCAGAUGGGGGCUUUGGAUGGUUUGUGGUCGCCGCAAUGUUCCUUGUCUUCAUGCUAGUCGCUGGGGGAUUUUUUUCCUUCGGUGUCCUCUACGUAGCGCUAUUAGAUGCAUUUGGUGGAAGCCAGGCUGAAACAGGAGUUCAACGCCGUGGUGAUUUGCUGUUUAUUGAUGUGACCAUCAUGGAUAUUUAUGGGCUUGACUGCAGCCCAGGGGGAGCAGUUGUCAAUAAUUUCAAGCAACCUGAAAUCAAUGCUAUAAGUACUAAAGUUUGAUCACAGUGUAAAAAUAACAUGGAACCAAAUAAUCUUGGGUAGGUUCUUUGGUCCUUAUGGUUACUGUUUUAACUAAUUCAUUCUCUGCUUAUCUGGCUGAGAGAUUUGGUCACCGACGAAUUGCUAUGAUUGGAGGUAUCAUAUCUUCUGUAGCUCUGAUGGCGAGUUCAUUCGCUACAAGUCUGUCACAGCUCUACCUGAGCUAUGGAGUUCUGUUAGGAAUAGGUUACAGUUUUGUUCAUCUUCCCUCCUACGUGAUGGUCGCUAGGUACUUCCAUAAGAGACUUUCUAUUGCUAUGGGUAUAGCAUUGGCAGGCACAGGAAUCGGACAAUGUGUUAUGGCAUUCAUUUUGCAAACUCUCGUAGAUAUGUACGGCUGGCGAGCGACUUUCAUGAUUUUGAGUGGGCUCACAUUGAAUUUGUGUGUGGCUGCUGCCCUCUUACGUCCCCUCACACCGAUCGUGAAGAAAAAGAAGAAGAAGAGUAAGAAUCCAAACGAAUGUGACUUCUGUGAAGAAAUGGAGAAAGAACCAACAGAGAAAGAGGAACUGAUGAAAGUUAAUGGUGAUAAUUAUUACCGAAAUACCAAGAAUACGUGGCGGCCUGAAAUUCGAGUAGAAUUGGUAGACGAUGUGAAAACAAAUACUGUUAUUAAUAAAAACAAUAAUAAUAGUCAGCAAUAUCAACAGUUUUCCCCAAAUGAUGUUUGGCGCCAUCAUAGUAUUAGUAGUGAGUCAUCAUCUGAAGAUGAAGACGAAACAUUUGCACAGUCUACGUUAUUGGCAAUGGCUGGUUUGUCUUACGGGUCUGGAUUCCUUUGGAUGCCACACAAUUACGCUGAAUCAACUGAGAGUGAGGGUUCCGAUGAUGUCAUACAACCAGCUGCUCAGGAAGAAAUUCCUGCACAACCUGAAAUACUGGCGGAGAAACCAAAAUGGAACAUUUCCAGUUGUUUUGAGAAGUUUAAAAAGAGACUGAAGAAGAGCCUGAAAGUGAUCAAUCGAGUGAUGGAUUUCUCUUUGUGGAAACAACCUGUGUUCGUUGUAAUACAACUAUGUUUCUUGUUCCAUUACAGCGGUCAUGCUAUUGUUACAUCACAUUUGGUGAAGCGUGCACGUGACUAUGGUCUACCGGAUAUCCAGGGUUCCAUGCUUGUGGCAUUCAUGGGAAUAACACAAAGCAUUGGACGUAUUAUGUUUGGUUGUUUGGGCAAUUUACGUUGUGCCAGUCCAGUUCUGAUCUACAGUAUAUCCACCUUAAUAUGUGGCAUAUGUGCCAUUGCCAGCGUAUACCUAUUCAGCUAUGCAGGUCAAAUGGUUGCUGCCACUGUCUUUGGUUUGUUCAUGGGUUCCUAUAUUACAAUGAUCCCAGUGAUUUGCACAAAGUACUUUGGACCUGAGAAUUUUCGUACAACAUCUGCAUUCUCUUUCCAACUACAGGGUGUUGGUCAUGUGAUUGGAUCCCCACUGGGUGGUUGGAUGAGAGAUAUCAGUGGUGUUUAUGACAGUGCCUUUAUCUUGAGUGGUGUCUCGCUAAUAAUGGCCUCUUUCCUGAUUCUUCUUGUACCUCAUGUGAGUGCCAAAACUCAACACAAGUCUCCCAAGAAAACAAAAGGUCAUCACCUUCAUCACUCCCACCAUGAUUACAAAACAGAUGAAGAGAUUGAUUCAGAAAUCUUGCAACUAAUCAUCACCACCGUGUAAAUGAAGUGUAUUAGAUGAAACUUCCAAAGUCACAGAUAUAUGGAAAAGUUUGGUAAUCGUUUAGUGUGAAUCGGUCAAGUUUUUUCAGCGAACAGUCUUGCGUACUUGCUUGAAUUUAAACUCAAUGAAUAGUGUGCUGGUUAAAUCAACCAAUUUACUGCCGAUUGUCUAUAAAUGUACUGACAAUUAUAAAGUUAUUAUCACAAUAACAAUGUUUAUUUAUGUAUAUUGAGACUAUUUAUGCAUCUCAAUUUGAAAAAUGGAUUUUUUAAGUACUGUACUCACUUGUGUUGUGUUAUACAGAGGAUUACUAUAUGCUCUGAAAUAUACGGAAUUUUGUUUUAUUAUAUAUCUGCUUGUCUCCCCGAAGGCUGGUCUGAGUUGCCUCAAAAUUUACAUUCAUUUAUGUGCUUUUUCAGACAUUAGGAUAUUUGCUGUUUUCAAUAAAGAUAUACAAUGAUUUACAGCUAAGUCCAGCAAAGCUUUAAAUUUACUUCUUUUAGUCCUUGGUCUAUACAAUAUUUUAUUAUAUAUAUAUGCUCUAGCAUUUUAUUUAAUGUCAUAGCUUCUUACUUUAUAUUCUAUCAAGUCAGCAGCCAUUUUAAAAUAAA